Messenger RNA from Musca domestica (house fly), 6381 nucleotides. Its product is annotated as PAN2-PAN3 deadenylation complex subunit PAN3-like. Bases 2286 to 4589 code for a protein of 767 amino acids. Gene Ontology annotation, cellular component: P-body; PAN complex. The transcript has 15 exons. NCBI's taxonomy places the organism in Eukaryota, Metazoa, Arthropoda, Insecta, Diptera, Muscidae. Gene Ontology annotation, molecular function: poly(A) binding. The record is from RefSeq and is a predicted model, not a curated record. Gene Ontology annotation, biological process: nuclear-transcribed mRNA poly(A) tail shortening; mRNA processing.
UAAGUCCAAAGUCGACGUAGGCAUCCCAUCUCUUUACAGUUUUACAAAGUUUACAGCUGUUGUAGACGCCAAGCGCGAUUUUUUAUGCAAAAGCAACAUAAAACAAACUCUAUGUUUACAUCUUCCACCAUCUGACCAAUUGCAGCUGAAAACAAUCACCGAAACGAAUUUCCAUUAACCAAACAAAAAAUAAAAGAAAACAAAUAAAAUUAACAAAAGAAAAAAAAUGAGUGUUACGUGAAUUAGAAACAAAACCUAAUAAUAAAAACCAAAUAAUUCCUCCUCCCACAAAAAAUAUAUAUUUUCCUGCGUACUAGCGCCAUCUAGACAAGAGUGUUGUUAAGUGUUGUGACAAAUGGGUGAAAAAAGAGAGUGUUUGUGAGAGAUAGGUAAUUAUGUGAAAAAAAACAGAUUUGCCUCAGAGAUUUCAAGAAGAGAACAGAGAACCAGUUUUGUUUUUAUACUCCUUGAGAAUUCCCUUCUCUCUACACCGUUCGUUCAUCGAUGUGUGUUUGUGUCACGACAUUGCCAAACAACGUCAGCAGCAUCAAUGUAGCCGUAAAAUUGACGAACCAAAAGUAUUGACAAACAAAAGUAAAACAGCAGCAGCAGCAACAACAACCACACAGAGAAAUUGCCCCCAACACAGCAGAGCAGAGCAAACAUCUGUUUCGACCUCUAUAUAACUUUCUUUUUUUGUUUUUGUUUUCCUCCAUACUCCACACAAUACAUAUAGAUUUUCCCUUUACUCUCCUACUCCCCAACCAACUCUCCCGUCCUACCUCUCGUUUUGCUACUGCCUUUCAUUUUGCUUUUCUUGUGUGGUGGCUCCAAUUGUUAUUGUUCUUCAAAUCCAAAUCCAACCAUCCAAACAUUUUGCCGAGAGCGAGAGAGAGAGCGAAAGGAGAACAAGAAUUGAAUAUAAACAAAACAACAAUAACAGUGACAUGCCCCCCAUUUGUUGUUGUUGAUGUGGUUGGUUAACAGAAGUCAACGUCGGUGUACACUUUGAUUUGACAUGUCUUUUGUGUGAGUGUGGAUAAGUGAAGGCACAACAAUCUAGCCAUCAGAAGAGAGAUAGUAGAGCAAACCCGCCAACCAUAAAGACAGACAGCCAACAGUGUUGACAGCAACAUCGCCGCCAUCUUCAUCAUCAUAAUCGGGUGCAAUAAAAGUAAGAAACCAUUGCUGCGAUUAUUGCCAUAUCAGCUAUCAGUUGGCAAACCUCUUCCAAUCCCUCCGAGACACCUUUGCCGCCUCCUCUGCUUAAUGAGUACACACCAAUCACUUUUGUAGUGUCAGAGUCGUCGGGUGUUAUCGUUUUCCGAUAUUAAGAUGAGUUGUUAUUGUUGUUGAUGGAUUCGACGACUAGUACAGUGCAUCAACCAGCCACCAGUCACACUCACUUUAGCCGACAACAAACAGUAACAAGAGCCUCCUCGGCCUGAUGAUGUGCAGAGUUUUCCAUGCGAUUUGCACGUUUUAAUACUCGACAAUAACAAAGCAGCAGUACCAUCACCACCACCACCACUAGCAGCAGCAUCAGCAACAAUCGCAAGUAGCUCGGAAUCAACGGACCGUAAAGAAAUUCAACAGCCAGCAGCCAUCCAUCCAGCCCAGCCUAGCCAGCCAGCAAACAUAAACAAAGCGCAACAAACGCGGCAACUAAAUGCACUUCACUUGGCCACCAGCAGCACCCAUCAUUAUUAUCCCCAUUAUCAUCAUCUGUCUUGCCAUCGGCAGCAUCAUCAACGGCGGCCGGCCAACAUCAGCAAUAAUAACAUCUGCAGCAAUUGCAACAGUUUUCUAAAGAAACCUCAAAACAAAACGCAAAAACAACAAACAAAAGAGAAAGAAAUAAAGAAAGAAAAAAAAAAAACGAAACAAAUCAAACACACACACAUCCACUCAAACCUCUUCUCUGGGCAGGCAGGCAGGCAGCGAACGAACGAACUAACGAACAUCAAGUAAACCAACCGGCAAAGACUGUAAACUCUCCCCGCCGUUCUUUCCCCCUCUUCCCCCCUACACAACCACAACUUGUGUGCAGACAGAUAAUAAAAGAAAAGCAAAGCAAAGAAAAGAAACCAAAACCGAAACGAAUGUAGCAAAAAGCAGGAAUAUAAAGAAAAGAAAAACAAAAUACCUACCUAGUAUAUAUUAAUACAAAAAAAACAACAACAGCAACAAGAAAACGAAGACGACGACGAGAACAUCAAGAAGAAGAUUCGCCAAAAGACAAAACGACGAAAUAAUAAUAAAACAAAACAAGUGCUACUUGAAAAAUGUCAACGUUCUUAAACAAUUUCUUCCCGGCAGAUACGGCUGCUAUGGAUCCAAUCUUUUAUUCUCCAUCAAAUGUCAUACCUUCUGAAAGUAAACUUGCAACAUAUAUGAAUCGACAAAAUGUUGCAACGCCAACAUAUGGUAUGAAUGCGGGAUUUUCCUUACUUAGCCUGGAUUCACCGCUAUCGAUUAAGAAGUCGCAGGUAACACAACAAUCGCCUGAAUUCAUUCCAACACGUAUCAAUUCAUCGCCAAAUUUCUAUUCGCCGUAUCACAAUACGCCCAUGCUAAAUAAUGGUCUCAAUGGUGGUGUCGCCAACGCUGUAAACGGUCUAACACCCACCAGCAGUACGAGCAACAAAUCGGUCAAUGGUACACCGUCUAUGCUGGGCCUACAGAAAGCAACAGCCGCUGUCGUGGCACAACAAAAACAAUUACAACAGAAGCAUCAUCAACAGCAGCAGCAACAACAACAAUCACACCUCCAACAGCAACAACAGCCACAACAUAGUCUGAUAAACGGUGGCUCACAACAACAAAUUGGACCACCGAACGCCAAUCAGGGAUACGUAGGCAUGACAACCACCACACCAUUGAAGGGUGGACGCAGCAGUUUGCGGCGCAAUGAUUCACCCUCGAGUAUAGGUGAGAAAUCACCGCCGCGCAUAACACCGCAUGCAUCGCCCAUACCCACAACAUUGCCCGCCAGUGUACAUCAGGAAAAUGUCGGUGGCACCGUCUAUUUUUAUCCAACUGCCAAUCACACAACCGCCCAAAGUUCCAGCGCUGUCGGACUUGGAGCCGGCGGUGUUGUCGAUACGGUCGCCUCACAUCACACUGGACAAACGGGUGGCGCCUCCCUAACGCCCGUCCAACCCUCAAUACUGUAUACAGGUCAUGUCUAUCCCGGUCCUGCGUCAAAUGUCAUAACAAUGCAACCGAAAACCCAAUUGGAGUCGGCGUUCUUUAUGCCCGACGAAAUGCGCAGCGAGGUUUUGUCGCGUAAUGUGAUCUCGAAUUUAAUGUUGGACGCCAGCGAAACAGCACAACACGCCCUGCCAUUAGAAGUGGAUAAUUAUCAUUCGUUGUAUCCAUUGGAAGCGUUACCCGUACAGCCAUUGCAUGCCAAGUUAACUCUGCCCUCGUCAACGUACAAGGCGACACACAGUACAACGGGAAUUAAAUAUUGUCUGAGGAGAUUGCAUGGUUUCCGCUUACAAUCAACAAAAUGUAUGACAGUUGUGGAAAUGUGGAAGAAGUUACAACAUUCAAAUGUGGUACAAUUACGUGAAGUCUUCACAACAAAAGCAUUUGGUGAUAACUCAUUAGUAUUAGUUUACGACUAUCAUCCAAACUCACAGACGUUAUUAGCGAAAUAUUUCACACCACCGCCAGAAAGUAAUGGCUACAAUGAUCCAUUCCAGGGCGAAGCGCGCCCCUUCAGUCAUAAGAGCAAUUUACAACGUACAACGGGCAAUGGUCCUUUAUUGCCCGAGGCAACAAUAUGGGCAAUAAUUAUGCAAUUAACCGCUGGUCUACGUGCAAUCCAUCAAGCCGGUCUAGCCUGCAGAAGUUUGGAUCCAACGAAAAUAAUUGUCACCGGCAAACGUAUACGUUUUAGUUUUAGUGGCACAAGUGAUAUCGCACAGUUUGAUCCAAAUGUUGCAAAUCCUCUGGCCGUUGUCAGUAUGCAUCAACAGGAGGAUCUAACAGCAUUGGGUCGCCUAGUAUUAGCAUUGGCUUGCAAAUGUCUGCAAUCGGUACAACGUGACAAUGUACAAUCCAGCAUUGAAAUGGUCUCACGUCAUUACUCCUCCGAUUUGAGAAAUUUUAUUGUUUAUCUAUUUACAACGACACAAAGACGUUCGGUCACUGAUUUAAUGCCAAUGAUUGGUGCACGAUUUUAUACACAAUUGGAUGCUUUGCAGGCCCAAUGCGAUAUGCAAGAGGACGAACUUGCCAAGGAAAUGGAAAAUGGACGCCUUUACCGGAUAUUGGUUAAAUUAAAUUGUAUUAACGAGAGGCCAGACUUCAAUUUAGAUUGUACUUGGUCUGAAAUUGGUGAUAGAUAUAUGCUGAAAUUAUUCCGUGAUUUUUUGUUUCAUUCCGUCACUGAAGAUGGUCGGCCAUGGUUGGAUCACGCACAUAUUGUACAAUGUUUAAAUAAACUUGAUGCUGGCUCAUUAGAAAGAGUUCAACUCAUGUCCCGUGAUGAACAAUCAGUUCUAAUUGUUACUUAUGCUGAGCUCAAAAAUUGUUUAGACAAGGCAUUUUCUGAAUUGCUGGCUAGCGCUGCCUCAUAAUGAUAGACUAUCACCAUGUCAUUGGCACUACUCCUUUUAUCCCUUUUGAAAAAGAAACAAACACACAAACAAACAAACUUUAUCAUUUGCAUCAUCAAAUCAACUAUCAACAAAAAGGAAAAAGAAAACUAAAAGAGAAAACAAACCCUUCCCCAACGAAAAUGUUACCAUUACAACUACAAAAGAAAGAAAGAAAAAACUAUAAUUAAUUGUUAAGCUUAAAAGUUUUUUUUACCAUUUUAUUUGAAAUGAAUCACCGAAAAACAACAACAACAAUUCAUUCAAAAAGGCAUAAUUAGUUAAAUAAAACAAAAAAACACAAAGAAAUAAACAUACGAACGAAACGAAAUUAAGAAAGAAAAAAACCAACAGAUAUCCAAAAAAAAAGAAAAGAAAAACUUACAAAAAAAUGGAAAUCUCUUUAAACCAAGAAAAAAAUUGAAAAAAAAAAUCUUUGAAAAAUAUUGUUAUAAAAAUUGAAAAAAAAAAUAAAAUCAACAAAAAACUAUAUUUUUACAUAAAAAACAAGAAGUGAAAAAAGAGAACAACAACAGCAACAAACAAACAAAACCGAACCUUUUUGAAAAGCCGAGAAAAGUUUUUAACAAAUCGAAACAUUUUCCAAAACAGUUUUAUUGUAUGUGAGAUAUAUUAACAAUUAAGUUCCCUAUCCUGUCCUCUCAGACACAAACACACAUACACACUGUCAAGUGCAGAAAGAAAUCUGACUGGAAUCAGGCAGCAAGCAGCAGCAACAGCAGCAGUAAUGCGAAUACAAAGAACAAGAAAAUAAACAAUUUUUUGAAACAACAUUUGUUGGCCCAGAAUUUUUUUUUUGGUAUUUAUUUUUAUACAAAACGAAGAGCUGUAAAUUAAAACCAACAAAAAAAAUAAUAAUGACGGAAAAAUAUACCAAAAAAGAGAAUAACAAAAUAACGCAGCCUGAUUGUAAACAUGGUCAUAUCUUUGAAAUGCAUUUAUGUCCAUUGGUGUAUAGGCAUUUGAAAUAGUUUUGAUUUGAAAUUGCAGAAAACCAUGUAAAUUAAAAGGUAUUCUUAGCUGUAAAUUAAAGGGGUAUUGGUGUUUUAAAUAAAAAGUUACGUUUUCACAAACAAAAUCCGAAUUUGCGGAUAAAAAAGGAGAUAGGGACUCGCAAAAUAUUUUCCAUUGCGUUACGUACUUUUUGUUUGAACACCAUGUAUGUAUUUGAUUUUUUAAUUUUUAUUAUUAGUCUGCGUUAUUUUGUUAGAAAUAAAAACAAGUGUAAAAACAGAACGUACCCACUAUUUUGAAAAUGACAUAAAUACAUAUUUUUACAAAAACCAAAAAAAUGAAACAUAUUGAUACAUAAUGUAAAGACAAAAGGGAAACUCUUGGAAUUUAUUUUGUUGGAUCGCAUAACAUAAUUAAAAAAAAACGAAAUAUCCACAUUUAUUGUUAUUGGUUAUUGUUUCAUCAACCACUCAAAUUAUGUUCUACAGUUAAUUUUACAAAAUACUUAAAGGAAAAAAGGCUCGUGUCUCAAGCAAAAAAUGGUAUGUCCUCUAUAUUUUCAAUAAAAAAAAUUAUAUCAUGUUUAUACGUUUUUGUUUUUCUCUUCAAUACCAUGUCCUUUAUGGCGAUCUUCAAAUAUAUUCCUUGCUAGUUUUUCUUAUUUCCGUUUUGGCAAACAAUAAAAAUAUUUGUAUUUUAUUUUAUUAAACAAAAAAACCAAACAGCACCACCACCACCUACUGACAUGUAAAUCCAAGAAAAAGAAUUGUAUAAUAAAAUCAAAUAUUUGUCAACAUUC